Trifolium pratense (red clover) is the source of this 1538-nucleotide messenger RNA. RefSeq names its product plant UBX domain-containing protein 10-like. The record is from RefSeq and is a predicted model, not a curated record. The transcript is spliced from 4 exons. Gene Ontology annotation, molecular function: ubiquitin binding. NCBI's taxonomy places the organism in Eukaryota, Viridiplantae, Streptophyta, Magnoliopsida, Fabales, Fabaceae. Bases 364 to 1476 code for a protein of 370 amino acids. Gene Ontology annotation, cellular component: endoplasmic reticulum.
GUGGCAUAUCAAAAUUCUUCUACUAUCCUCUUGUAUAUGUUCUCUUCCGAUUUAGAGUUGCAUUCUGAGGUAUUGUCCGUUUUGGGUUGUGUGUGAACCCUCACGGAUUUGUCCUUUGUAAAAGAUAUCCCGGUCUCGGUGGAUUGAGGAGUGUGAGUAUUAUAUUGUAUAUAAACUACCAUUUCUCUCGAUUCUUAAACGAUGCGAGACUUUUAAGAUGAACCGGAAUGUGUUCUGUAGAUAAAAAAAAAAACAUCAAAGAAACACAUUAAAUGAUAAACCCUUGUAUGUUUUUAUUAAUCACACACCUCUUUGGGACUCUAAAUCUUCACAACAUCAUUAUGUUACAUUAGAAUACACAAAAUGUCAUCCGCAGUAAGAGAUCAUAGGAUCAUUCGCCGAAUGACAAGCCUACCACGAAGCUUAAUGAGCUUCGUGGGAAUAGGAAGAAGAAGAAGAAAUCAAAAUACAAAUUUUCCAUUGCAACCUCUAGACACUCCUCAACCACAAAGCUCCUUAGCAACUCCAGACGAGUGGAUUUUUCUAGACAACUUUGAGCAACAAUAUGGCACAAAACAUCCCUUCUUUUACGCUUGUCGUUUCAUUGAAGCUAUGAAGUUAGCAGAACAAGAUAAAAAGUUUGUGUUCAUGUAUCUCCAUUCACAAGAACACCCUUUUGCAAACGUGUUCUGCAAGGAAACCUUGUGUUCUGAGCUAGUGACUCAGUUUCUUGAUGUGAAUUUUGUUUGUUGGGGUGCACUUGCAGAUAGAGGAGAGGGUUUGCAAAUGGUUGCAUCAUUGAGACCUUCAAGUUUUCCUUGUUGUGCUGUCAUAAGUCCUGCUCCUAAUGAUGGCAUAAUUGUGUUGCAACAGCUAGAGGGACCACUUUCACCUGCAGAGCUAGUGGAGAUUCUACAAACAACAUUGGAAGAACAAGGGUUAGCUUUUGGAAGUGCUAAAGCGAAGCGAGAUGAAAAGAUCCGAGCAGAUCGUAGACUUAGAGAAGAGCAAGAUGCUGCAUAUUUUAAGGCUUUGCAAAUAGACAAGGAAAAAGAGAAACUCAAAAGUUUAUCUUCAAAAGAGAGAGUUCAGAAGCCAGUGGAAACACAAAACACUAGAAAUUAUGGGAUGUUAAGGAACAAUUACGUUGAUGUCACUAAAUUUCAUAACAAAGGAAAUGGUUCCACAAGUGAAAAACAAGACAAAGGAAGAAUCACAAGUAGUGGAAAGGAGACUCAAGUUGCACAGAUACUCAUAAGGUUUCCAAAUGGAGAAAGAAGAGAACAUACAUUCCUAUGCACAGACAAAAUUCAGUCGAUUUUUUCAUAUAUUGAUUCAUUAGGUUUGUCUGGAAUUGAGAACUACAGAUUGAUAUCAAAUUUUCCAAGAAGAGUUUAUGGUGUUGAUCAAAUGAGAAUGACUCUUAAAGAUGUUGGCUUGUAUCCUAAAGCUAGUUUGUUCUUGGAGCCUUUGUGAAGAGGAGUCUCAUAAGCCAUAAACCAUGUUAACAUGUAUUAGAUAUUAUAUAUAUAUAUAUA